Etheostoma cragini (Arkansas darter) is the source of this 1835-nucleotide messenger RNA. Its product is annotated as aldehyde dehydrogenase, mitochondrial-like. The coding region runs from base 94 to 1650 and encodes 518 amino acids. Lineage: Eukaryota; Metazoa; Chordata; Actinopteri; Perciformes; Percidae. Gene Ontology annotation, molecular function: aldehyde dehydrogenase (NAD+) activity. The record is from RefSeq and is a predicted model, not a curated record. The transcript is spliced from 13 exons.
CCCGGCCCCCAGCCCUGCCCCCAGCUCCCAGGGUCCGCUGCCUGCUUGUUAGCGUCUGCUCCGCAGCGGGAAGAAGCAGCAGGAAGAAGCACCAUGCUCCGCGCCGUCCUUUGUCAUGGCCUCCCUCGACUGAGCCGGCCGUCGGUGUGUCACUACUCUGCGGCCGCUGUCCCUGCCCCCAGCGGCCAGCCCGAGGUCCUCUUCACCAAGCUGUUCAUCAACAACCAGUGGCAGGAUGCAGCGAGCGGGAAAACCUUCCCCACCAUCAACCCCGCCACGGGGGAAGUCAUCUGUCAGGUUGCUGAGGCUGAUGGGGCAGAUGUAGACAAGGCAGUGAAAGCAGCGCGGGAUGCCUUUAGGUUGGGGUCACCAUGGCGACGGAUGGACGCCUCUCAUCGCGGCCUGCUGCUCAACCGAUUGGCCGAUGCCAUCGAGAGGGACUCUGCCUACCUCGCUGAACUGGAGACCCUUGACAAUGGGAAGCCGUACGCUGUUUCCUACAUGGUGGAUCUGCCCAACGUGGUCAAAUGUUUCAGGUACUACGCGGGCUGGGCUGACAAGUGGGAGGGAAAGACCAUCCCCAUCGAUGGAGACUAUUUCUGCUACACCCGACACGAACCCAUCGGAGUCUGUGGACAGAUCAUCCCGUGGAACUUCCCUCUGCUGAUGCAGGCGUGGAAGCUCGGCCCGGCCCUGGCGACCGGUAACACCGUGGUGAUGAAAGUGGCGGAGCAGACGCCGCUCACAGCUCUCUACGUAGCCAGCCUGAUUAAAGAGGUGGGCUUUCCUGAAGGUGUUGUGAAUAUCGUGCCAGGCAUGGGACCUUCAGCUGGGGCCGCCAUCGCAAGCCACAUGGAUGUUGACAAGUUGGCCUUCACUGGAUCCACGGAGGUGGGUCAUCUGAUCCAGAAGGCUUCAGGCAGCAGUAACCUAAAGAAAGUCACUCUGGAGUUGGGAGGAAAGAGUCCCAACAUCGUCCUGUCUGACGCCGACAUGGAAGAUGCAGUGGAGCAGUCCCACUUCGCUCUGUUCUUCAACCAAGGCCAGUGUUGCUGCGCCGGCUCCCGAACGUUUGUCCAAGCCGACAUCUACGAUGAGUUUUUGGAGAGGAGUGCCGAGCGAGCUCGGAGACGCGUGGUGGGAAACCCCUUUGACCUAAAGACCGAGCAGGGACCUCAGGUGGACGAGGAGCAGUUCAACAAGAUCCUGGGCUACAUCAGCAGUGGGAAGAGAGAGGGAGCCAAGCUGAUGUGUGGGGGGGGAGUGGCUGCUGACAGAGGCUACUUCAUCCAGCCCACGGUGUUCGGAGACGUCCAGGACAACAUGACCAUCGCCAGGGAGGAGAUCUUCGGCCCAGUGAUGCAGAUCCUGAAGUUCAAAACGCUGGAGGAGGUUGUGACGAGAGCCAACGACUCCAAAUAUGGUCUGGCAGCCGCCGUGUUUACUAAAGACAUCGACAAGGCGCACUACGUGUCCAACGCACUCCGCGCCGGCACAGUGUGGAUUAACUGUUAUGACGUGUUUGGGGCUCAGGCCCCGUUUGGAGGCUACAAGGCCUCCGGUAAUGGCAGAGAGCUCGGAGAGUACGGCCUGGACAACUACACAGAAGUCAAAACGGUGACCAUCAAGGUGCCACAGAAGAAUUCUUAGACAUCCUACUGCUCUCUAUCAGACCUUCAUUUCAGCACGUUGGACCCCUUUCAGCUGUGGCUCUGCACCCACCGUCCACACUCGCCAUAUCUUUAUUUUUCCACCUGAAUCCAUGUAAUCAAACUAUGAAGACACAAUCUGUUUUCAUUUCUACAUUUUCUUAAUAAAGGCAUUUGAGGCACUUA